AUGGCUAGUGAUAAUUCGACUCUUCUCGCUGCGAGCGAGAUCUCAGCCGCAAACGUAACAGAGUCUCUAGCAGCCAGUCAGACUCUCACGGAGAAACUUGCCAGCCUACCAGAAAUCCUCUGGAACAAUAAGGAUUUUUUCCUUCUCGAAGGCCGCAUCAUCUUCACGGCAAUGGCUUGUAUUUACAUCGGGUCUCAAGCAGCCCUUCGUCGCCCUCCGUCUGCAAAUCCCGCCAAGAAGGGUAAGAAAGGAGGCCAGAGAAAUCAAGAUAAGGAAGACGAGCUUGUUCAAGGCCUUCUACCUUCUGAUGCCAUUAUGCUUCCUAUCAUGGCUGGAACGGUCCUCACAGGACUCUAUUACUUGAUCAAGUGGCUUGAUGACCCGGAGAUCCUCAAUAAGAUAUUGAGAGCAUACUUCUCAAUCAUGUCCCUAGUUGCCAUGGGGAAGCUCCUUGCUGACUCACUAAAUUACAUUACUGGAUUCAUAUUUCCUACUGUGUGGCUUGCAAAGAAUGGUAAGCUAUACCAUAUCGAUACCUUGGAAAAGGGCCAGUGGUCUGUUAAUGGGGACUCUGCCGAACAAGUAUGGGACGACAAGAAGAAAAGUCCUCUUCCAUAUUGGUGGUCUGAGUUGAAUGUUUCCGAUGCGACGAACAGUUUACUUUGGGAAAUCCGUCGUCUACUUACGGAAGAAUGGACUAUUCGCCUCUCGAUCCACGGCAUUACGAACCAGAAAUUUAAAGUCAAGUUUAAUGAUAUUCUUGGCAUUGUCCUUGCCAUCCAAGCGAACAUAGCAUACUAUAUGACGCAGUCGAACUUUUUAUCCAACCUUAUGGGCUACUCCUUUUCUUAUACCGGUAUCAUCUUGAUGUCUCCAACCACGUUCGCCACUGGAACUGCUGUCCUUUUCGGGCUCUUCUUCUAUGACAUUUACAUGGUUUUUUAUACCCCUUACAUGGUGACGGUCGCUACCAAGCUUGACGUUCCUAUCAAACUCGUCUUCGAGGGACCCUCUAAAGCCAGUAUGCUCGGACUAGGUGACAUUGUACUUCCUGGAAUCUUCGUCGGGCUAUGUCUGCGCUUUGAUCUCUACAUGUACUAUUACCGGCAACAAAAGUUCGUCCCGGUGGAGUUAAAAAGCGAGGAUGAAUCUUCAGGCCGAAUCGUCACUAAUAUGGAGACACAACGCAUGGUAAUCAAAACGGACUAUCUCAACCCACAAGGGCAAUGGGGAGAUUGGUUCUGGAGCACGAAAUUUGGCAAAUUAUCGACAAAUGCCACGCCCGUGUUAAAAGCUGCAGCAUUCCCUAAACCAUAUUUCUACGCCGCUCUAACUGGAUACCUGCUUGCUAUGGUAGUGACUUUAGUUAUGCUUCUGGUCUACCGCCACGCACAGCCAGCAUUGCUAUACCUUGUUCCUGGCGUUGUUUUCGCCGCUUGGAUUACGGGUCUAUUCAGGGGAGAACUUCGCGAGAUGUGGGGCUAUACAGAAGAUGGUAGUCUAGAUACUGCAGAUACAAUAGUGGAAGUCGAUGGAAAUGGAAAUGUCAUUAAUAUAGUUCAGAGCAAGGACGAGACUAAGGAUAAGAAGAAGGACGAUAGCAAGAGUGACGACAAGACAGAAGAUAAGGCGGAUACCAAAGCUAGCGAUGAUGCUUCCCUUAAUGGUAAAUCGACCAAACAGAACACUUCUUCCAACAAAGAGGUUGGCGAGAAAGGCGAGCUUAAGGCUGAGAAGGAUCCUAAGCCUGAAACCAAGAAGAAUAAGGGGUACCCUGUUUUCCUUUUCUCGAUUGAGGUUCCAGCACCCAGCGAAACUAGCGGUUCAUAG
This is a messenger RNA of Daldinia childiae, 1830 nucleotides long. RefSeq names its product Intramembrane protease 2. The transcript is spliced from 2 exons. The record is from RefSeq and is a predicted model, not a curated record. Gene Ontology annotation, cellular component: membrane; cytoplasmic side of endoplasmic reticulum membrane; lumenal side of endoplasmic reticulum membrane. Gene Ontology annotation, biological process: membrane protein proteolysis. NCBI's taxonomy places the organism in Eukaryota, Fungi, Ascomycota, Sordariomycetes, Xylariales, Hypoxylaceae. Bases 1 to 1830 code for a protein of 609 amino acids. Gene Ontology annotation, molecular function: aspartic endopeptidase activity, intramembrane cleaving.